This is a messenger RNA of Solanum pennellii, 1818 nucleotides long. Its product is annotated as berberine bridge enzyme-like 22. Lineage: Eukaryota; Viridiplantae; Streptophyta; Magnoliopsida; Solanales; Solanaceae. Gene Ontology annotation, molecular function: oxidoreductase activity; FAD binding. The transcript has a single exon. Bases 20 to 1636 code for a protein of 538 amino acids. The record is from RefSeq and is a predicted model, not a curated record.
CAAAAGAAAAAAGAAAAUUAUGGGUAACCUUCAAAUCCUCUCUCUUUUAAUCUUUUCAUUCUUUUUGUCAAAAUGUUACUCCAAACAAGAAGAUUUUGUUCAGUGUCUUUCUAAAUACUCUAAAACCAACGUUACACACAACAUUUACACCCCAAAAUCUCCAACAUAUUCAUCUAUCUUAGAAUAUGCUCAAAAAAAUCCUAGAUGGAUGAAUUCUUCACAUCCCAUUUUCAUUGUUUCCCCUACAAAAGAAUCACAAAUCAAGCCGGUUAUUCGCUGUGCAAAAAAACUAGGGUUGCAAAUGAAAAUAAAAAGUGGUGGCCAUGACUAUGAAGGCAUAUCUUUUCGCUCUAAAACCCCGUUUGUUAUGCUUGAUUUAAGCAAUCUUAACAAAAUCAAGAUUGAUUUAAAUGAAGGAACAGUUUGGGUUCAAGCAGGGGCGACCCUCGGCCAGCUUUACUAUGCAAUUGCUAAAAAAAGUAAUGUGCAUGGUUUUGCUGGAGGUGUUUGUUUCAGUAUUGGCACUGGAGGGAUUAUUAGUGGUGGAGGGAUAGGUACUUUGAUGAGGAAAUUCGGGCUUGCAGCUGAUAAUGUUGUAGAUGCUCGCGUAAUAGAUGUAAAUGGAAAAAUUCUUAAUAAGAACAAAAUGAAUGAAGAUAUGUUUUGGGCAAUAAGAGGAGGUGGAGGAGCAAGUUUUGGUGUUAUUUUAGCAUGGAAACUCAAACUUGUUCCUGUCCCGGAGAAAGUUACUGUUUUCACUGUCUACAAGAGGUUAGAGGGUAACCAAAAUCUACUCACAAAAUGGGAAAGCACCGCGCAUCAAUUACCUGAUAAAUUACUUAUCAGAGUAAUUAUACAAAAUGAUGGAACAGAGAAUGACAAGUACGUUGAAGUAAUCUUUCAAUCACUAUAUCUCGGACCUGUUGAUGAGUUAAUUCCACUACUCAAAGAAAAAUUCCCUGAAUUUGAUUUGGAGAAAAAAGAUUGCUUCCAAGAGCCUGUUCUGGAUUGUAGUAACAGGCCUUGUAUUAAGAAAGAAUGUCGCGAAUCGUCUUGGAUUGGAUCAGUCCUGUAUUUCUAUGGUAGGAGGACAAAUGAAUCACUUGAAGUUCUGCUAGAAAAGAGUAUUCCAACACAGAAGAAUUAUUUCAAAGCCACAUCUGAUUUUGUGAAGACUCCAAUUCCGGAAAGUGGUUGGGAAAUGGUUGAAAAACUGUUUUUGGAAGAAGAAAGACCUCAGAUGAUAAUGGAGCCAUUAGGUGGGAUAUUAGAUGAAAUAUCAGAAUCUGAAAUUCCAUUCCCUCAUAGAAAGGGGAAUUUGUAUAAUAUUCAGUACUUGGUGAACUGGGGCGAUAACAGCGAGAGUAUAUCAAGCCAGAAGAUAAGAUGGAUGAGGAAACUUUACAAGAAAAUGGAGCCAUAUGUUGCAAAAUCACCAAGAAGUGCUUAUCUGAACUAUAGGGAUCUUGAUUUUGGAACAAAUUCAGAGGACUAUAGUUAUUCCAAGGCUAAAAGAUGGGGUGAAAAGUAUUACAGUGGAAACUUUGAGAGAUUGGCUAAAGUGAAGAGUGAGGUAGAUCCCAAAAAUUUCUUCAGAAAUGAACAGAGCAUUCCACCUUAUCACACCGAUAGCUGAAGAAAACAGGAUUGCAUUGAAGAGCAGAAAAUAAAAAUCCAAGUUGUUUGAUGUUUUUAUGAAGAUUAAUCCCUUCUUCUAUUUUUCGAAUGCAGUAAAUGUAUUUUAUCAUAUCUUAAUUUGCAAAAUAAAUCUCCUAUGUUUCUUAUUUCUUAGUUAUAAUAUGAUUUAUAAUACAACUA